AAGUUCUAUUCGGGACAUUCGUAAUUAAAUUAUUUACAUUUACUUUUACUAACUAUAAAAUAUCCCAUAAUGGUGGUUAAAGCUGUGUGCGUUAUCAAUGGCGAUGCCAAGGGCACCGUUUUUUUCGAGCAGGAGGCGGACGGUUGCCCGGUGAAAGUUACAGGAGAAGUUACUGGCUUGGCGAAGGGUCAGCAUGGCUUCCAUGUGCACGAGUUUGGCGACAACACGAACGGUUGCAUGUCCUCUGGACCGCAUUUCAAUCCGUACCAGAAGGAACAUGGCGCUCCGACUGACGAGAAUCGUCAUUUAGGUGACCUGGGCAAUAUAGUAGCCACCGGCGAUGGACCCACCCCAGUUGACAUAUGCGAUUGCAAAAUCACGUUGUUUGGAGCCAAUAGCAUUAUAGGACGCACUGUUGUCGUACAUGCUGAUGCCGAUGACUUAGGCAAAGGAGGUCAUGAGCUGAGCAAGACAACUGGCAACGCUGGGGCUCGCAUCGGUUGCGGCGUAAUUGGAAUUGCGAAAAUCUAAAAAAUAUAAAACAUCUGAAUUCAAUACUUAUA
Molecule: messenger RNA, 563 nt
Organism: Drosophila navojoa
Lineage: Eukaryota; Metazoa; Arthropoda; Insecta; Diptera; Drosophilidae
Gene: Sod1
Product: Superoxide dismutase 1
Biological process (GO): superoxide metabolic process
Molecular function (GO): copper ion binding
Source: RefSeq, a predicted model, not a curated record